AUAAAUUAUAAUAAUAAUAAUAAAAAGAAAUGAAAGGUUCAUUUUUUUUGCUAGAAAGAAAUGAAAGGUUCAUUGUGAAGAAAAAAAAUAUAAAAGAAAAAGAAACCAAUUGAAAGAAAGAAAAAUGAAUCCCAUUUCUUCUCACUUCUCCUCUCCUCUUUGAAAAUCUAACCGAUCACCGGAUAAAUGGUUCCGGUGGCCGGAGUUUGCAUAGAAGCUCCUCGUAUUUCUCUUAAUUUGCGAUAAGACUCAAAAGGCGGCUUUGGGUUUCGUCAUUUCAUGGAGUCUGAGAGGAGAACAAGGAAGCGCAGCUUGCCCUUUCUUAUACUCCGUUGGUCUCUGGCUCUCCUUUUCCCUAUAGUUUCAUUUUUCGUAUUAUCAUUCUUGGUUGGCCUCGUUGCUGUUUUCCUCGCCGAUUCACCGGUCUCCGGUCCGAUCUCGGUGCCUUCUCAGUGCAAGAUCGUCUCUAGUAGUGUGGAUCUCAAAUCAUCCAAGGUCUGUGAACUUGGACUGCUCAACUACAAAGCCAAGCAUGUGUUUUAUCCUUUUGAGAAAAGUAAAUUUCGCUGUCGUUAUGACUACUAUUGGGCGUCAAUAUUUAAGGUGGAAUAUAGAGACCUGUCUUCAGGUGUUACUCGACUGGCAUUUGCAGAAGCUCCAAAUGAGGCCCUUCCUUUAAACUGCAGGCCUAAUUUUGGCGCUGCAUGGUUGAACAAAGCUAAAUUCAAGGUGAAUGAAACUUAUGACUGUUGGUACACUUAUGGAAUUUCCAAAGUAAGCUUACAUGGUGAUGGAUUUUUCAGUUGCCAAGCAAAAGAUCCAUCUACUUUUGAGAUGAUUAAGAGAUAUGUCUUUCUAUCAAUGAAGAUUUUACAGUCUUGGGUUAUAAGCAAAAACAAAUCAAAGUAUUGGAGGUGGGAAAUGAUAGCAGGAGUUAUUACUGGUUUUUCAACUUCCUUGAUCUCAAUCAGCUUUGUUAUGCUCCUGCAACAAAUGAAAUAUUCAUUUCCGGGAUUCGCUGCUGUCAGAAAUGUUGUAAGAGCUCUUCUUAGAAUCCCUUUUAGCCGCACUUGCUUCCUUGUAGUAUACUUCUCUGUUGCGGGCUGGUUAGCACUUCAAUAUGGGAGAAGGCUUGGUGUCUUACAGAUUUUCACAGCAUUUAACAAUUAGGUAGCACUCUUUUUUUUUUUUGAAGUGCUCUUUUUCCUUUUUGGCAUUUCAUUUUUGUAUCUGCUCACUGCAAUUUUCAAAUUAGGUAAAACCACAUGUAUACUUCCUUGUAUAAUUGUAUAAGAAUGCAGUGGAUAUUGUAUUUGAUGAUGAUGUACAGCAGAUGAUAUGUACUGGGAUCAUUCAUCCCUAUCGCCCAGCAUCAAGAACUGGGAUUGGGAACUGUCUGAAAUAUAUGAAAGCCUUGUGGUCUUAUAUAUA
This is a messenger RNA of Cannabis sativa, 1431 nucleotides long. RefSeq lists its product as uncharacterized. Bases 280 to 1170 code for a protein of 296 amino acids. Lineage: Eukaryota; Viridiplantae; Streptophyta; Magnoliopsida; Rosales; Cannabaceae. The record is from RefSeq and is a predicted model, not a curated record. The transcript is spliced from 5 exons.